Drosophila mauritiana is the source of this 3615-nucleotide messenger RNA. RefSeq lists its product as uncharacterized. The record is from RefSeq and is a predicted model, not a curated record. The coding region runs from base 168 to 3251 and encodes 1027 amino acids. The transcript has 2 exons. Gene Ontology annotation, molecular function: DNA binding. Lineage: Eukaryota; Metazoa; Arthropoda; Insecta; Diptera; Drosophilidae. Gene Ontology annotation, biological process: regulation of transcription by RNA polymerase II. Gene Ontology annotation, cellular component: nucleus; transcription regulator complex.
GUUUUUAGUUUUCGCCGCAGUCAGUCAGUGUUUUUAGUCUCAGCUGCUGCGCGCGUGUGUUGUGAUUGUGUGAAUUGCGUUUGUAGCAUAACUGGCUGCCACACAAAACCGAUAAAUUCCUGGCGAAGCGAGCUCUCUCGAUUGGAUUCUUGCAAAGUGAACUAGCGAUGAGCGCCGCCACUGAGCUGAACCUGCUGUUGCUGCGGUCGGUAGAGAAGCAGACGGCGCUUUAUGAUCGUACCGAUGAAAACUAUAGGAAGCGCCUGCCGAGUGAGAACGCCUGGGACAUGGUUGCCUCCGAAGUUGGGGAGUCGGUGGAAAAAUGCAAGCGACGCUGGCGUCAGCUGCGAAAUGACUAUACCCGCUGGUGCAACGCUGACGUCAACCGGCGCCGAAAUGGCCAGCGUCGAUUGGCUUAUCCGCUGGCCGAUGAGCUGCGCUUUUUGGACCGCCAUCUAAACAUAGCUGACGACAUGGCUGCCGACGACGACCGCAGCGUAUUAUCGGACAAGGACAGGGAUAACAAUAGGGACAGCGAGGGCGGAGAUCACCAUUCUCAGGCGUUAUUAAAAGAACGCGCAUCAUCGACAAGCAAGUUAGUUAAGGAGGUCAAGCUGGCAAAUCAAGUUCGUAAGGAAAAAUCCCAAGACAAGAGAGAAAAUUUCGUAAAUCACGGAGAGAAACAGCGAUCUAGGAGGAAAAGUGCUGAAGAGAAGUUGGAUGAAUUGGAGGAAUCGGACGAACCAGAGAAGGUUCCUGAACUCGAUAGUUUUCUGCAGUCUGAUAAUGAAGACGACGAGUGCAUGGACGAGGAGCACCUAGACGAUCUGGAAGGUUUCGAUUUUGACUUGGAACAAUCGAAUCAGGAAAAGGAGUUUACGCCGGAGAAGUCUUCUGAGAAGAAUAACACCGAUUCAACUGUUAGCCGGUCGGAGUUCUUUGUCAAGCAAAACAGAGAUCCUCGCUUGCUAGUCAUUGGCAGAAAGAAUUCGACGGCUUCGUUUGUUGAAUCCAAGGCUUUAAAUUCUAAUUCCGGGGAUCCUCUGGAGAACGCUAUGGAGGAUAGUGGCGAUGAAUAUGGUAAAUAUGGUGAAAAACGCGUCACAGGCAGCGACACCAUUUCUCCAUCCCGACGUCUACGUCGCAAAACCCGUGCAUCAAUAAGUUCCGCUGGGAUAAAGGAUUUACCGAUUCAAAAACCAGACCAAGAACAACGAGUGACGCGAUUGCAGCGCAGGAUAUCUAUGAGUUUAGCGGCUGUGCACAGAGUAAGGAGCUCCACAUCGCCUGUGAAAAUGACACCAGUCCCCAGAUCGCAGCCGAUCAGCAAGCCGCCAUCCGGGCAAGUCCAGAUCAGGGAAGUAAGUCAUCGGGAUGACAUCUACCCGAGACCUGAGGUGCCUGCAGUUGUGAAUAUAAAUCAAAACCAAAUCAAGACUCAACAGCAAGAGAAGCCGGUGAUAUAUCCGAAGACCGAUGCAGCGAUCGCUAACCCGCAGGGUUCUGCUCCACCACAAAGGAGAUCCGUGGGUAGGCCGCCCAAAAAGCUACCUGUGGUGCAGCGAAUAGUUUCGCCGGAAACGCAGACCAAGCCACAGUCGCCAAUAAACACCAAAGUCUUGACCGUUAGUAAGCCCACCAGCUCCGCCGCGAGUGGUAGCAGCCACAUAAGCAACAUUGCUAUCAAAAGCAACAUCGUUACUAGCAUAAGCAACAGCACCGCUACUACCAGUACCAUUGCCAAAGGUACCACUAACAACAGCAUCAAAACUACUGAAAACGUAAAUGUUAUAAGUUACAGUCCCAAUUCAUCUACCACCAGCUGCAGCAGCAAGGCUAAUAUACCCACAUCCACCACAGCUGGAACAUCCGUUCCGGUCGGCAAGGGAAUGACCCAAUUGAAAAUGGCUGAGCGAAGCACUCAAACCGGAGUUCCGAAUCCUUUCUCCGACAAUUACUUUCUCGAAAUGAUCAAGCCCCAGAUGCAGGAAAUGAAUCCCCGUCAGAAGAUGCACUUUAAGAAAAAAGUAUUUCAAGCGCUGAUGGAGACCUUUGAUGAUGCUACCGAUUUCCCAACGUCUAAAGAACUGCAGCAUUUUAAUAUAAACACUCCUUCAGGAUUUGAGCACAUUACAGAUCCAGAACUUCGAUUAGUCAGGGAGCUAGUCAGCAUGGUGAGCGCGGCUAAAGUUACCCUAAUUAGACCGCCAGGAGAAGCUACAGCUAUAGCUACAGCUUCCCGCAGUGCAAUUGUUCCUGAGGCACAGCGAGGAGCCCGACCAAAUGUGCAACGCCAAGUCAUUCAGAGGGCAUACAAGCAAGGCACUGGACAAGAGAUCGUCCCCACCAGCCCGUCGGGUGGACUAGAUAAGAGGUUGUUCAGGUUAGCGCCUAUAAGUGGUAAACCGAAUGCCAACUUGAGUGUCCCUCAGGAAAUGUUGCGCAAGGAUAGUGUUGACAGUAUCCAUAGUGCGGUCAAGGUGGCCAACAACGCCCCAACAGGCAGUCCCAAAGGAGCUGCUAUAGUGGCUGCUGUAAGGCCGCAGGGUUCAUUGAUCAACAAGUUCUUUGGACAAGGCAAUGUACCGACGACGGCCAAGGGAGCUGCCUCCGAGAAGGCUUACGCCAUUUCCAGGAGGUAUUCCGUGUGCGGUAGCAGCAAUCCACCCAAUGCCCAAAACGCUAGCCAAGGUUCCGCUAAUGGCAGCCCUAUAAACUCCAAUUCUAGCGGUAUGGAUGCGUCUAUGCUUAAGCGGCGAUUAAUAGCACCUGGGCAUGGAAUGGUGCCACCUACCCAACGCCCUCGGUAUUCUACCGUAGCUGCGAGUCAAGUGGUCACCGCAUCGCAAAGCGGCAGUUUACUAGUAAGGAAGUCCGUGGGAUGUGUUCCUGCUUAUCAAAAGCAAAUCUCGCCCACUGGCGGUGGCUCCCUGCUUCAGAAAAUCCCGCAGAUUGCCAGUGUGCAAGGAUCUGCCUUCAAUGACUUUGUCCAGCCCAAGCCCGCUGCAACGCCCUCUGUAAACGGCGAAGAAAGUUCGCCAUCCUCGGCGCUGAAGCGCAGCUUGGUGGUGGCUAAUACCAAAACCUCCUUUCAGGACCUUCUUCAGCAGCCCAGUCAGACGUUGCAGAGAAAUAAAAUUGAAUCCUCGGAGACAGCAGCCACUAUUGCUGCAGAUGAUUUUUCGCUGGAAAACCUUAAGCGAGAGCCAGUGGAUUCCGCGGAGGAUCACAAUGACAUACUCGGUAUUUAAGCCCAGGCCAAAGCAAUUGCCGAGUAUUGAUUAUAGAGUAAAGAAUUAAGACAGAUUAAUUAAAUCAUAAAUAAAACGUUGAAAAAUUGAUAAGCUAUCUAAUGCACUUAUAAUGUUACGUUAAACAUUCUUUAUAGUUUCAUAUAAUUUUAAGAAUUUCUGAUUUUUUUUGCAAAAAGUUUUUAACUUUUGCCAUUUUUGUUCAUAAUUUUUAAAACGAAAAAAACCGACAGUUUUGUUCAAAAUUUGCACAACAAAAACGAUUAAUGAGAAAUCUAAUCUUAACUUUAUUUCACAUUUUGUAGUUCUAUAUAUCGAAUAAAUAUUGCCUUUAUAAGUUAAACAAAAAGGACAACUGAAAAAA